ACCAUCCACUCAUGGCGAUUGGCUUGCCAUCCACUGAUCAUUUCGUGCUCCUCACCAUCCUCAUCUGCCUCCUCCUCCAUCAUUGCAGUGCAGUCUAUGAUGUCGAGUCAACCGCUGAGUCGGGGAAGCUGAUAUCGGCCCAGCUAAAGCUCGUCGGUGGGUCGACAGAAUUUGGGCCUGAUGUGAAGAGUCUCACCCUAACCGCAAGUCUUGAGACGGAUAGCCGGCUACGCGUGCGCAUCACCGAUGCUGACCAUCGGCGAUGGGAGGUCCCCCAAGACGUCAUCCCACGCCCGGCACCAGGGCCAGAACCAAAGGACGUUUUGCUCGACUCACCAGGCAAUCCAUCCAUGCCGAGCAACAGCACCAUGUCCAGCGCGUCUUCCGACCUGACCUUCACCAUCCACCCCAGCCCGUUCCGCUUCACGGUCUCCCGUCGCUCCACCGGGGACACCCUCUUUGACACUUCCGCCAACCUUGUCUUCAAGGACCGGUACUUGGAGGUGACAUCGGCGCUGCCGGCUGACCGAGCAUCCCUGUAUGGGCUCGGCGAGCAGAAAAAACAGACGUUCCGGCUACAACACAAUGACACUUUCACGCUGUGGAACGGGGACGUGACGUGGUCCGACCAACCGGACCUCAACCUCUAUGGCUCGCACCCGUUUUACAUGGACGUGCGCUCCGGCGGUGCCGCGCAUGGCGUGCUCCUCCUGAACAGCAAUGGGAUGGACAUACUGUACGGCGGAUCCUACGUCACCUACAAGGUGAUCGGUGGCGUGCUAGACUUCUACUUCUUCGUCGGUCCCUCCCCGCUCGACGUCGUGGACCAGUACACACAGCUCAUCGGCCGCCCUGCCCCCAUGCCCUACUGGUCAUUCGGGUUCCACCAGUCUAGGUAUGGCUACAAGAACGUGGCUGAUCUGGAUGGCGUGGUCGCCGGCUACGCCAAGGCCAGGAUCCCACUGGAGGCGAUCUGGUCGGACAUCGACUACAUGGACGGUUACCAGGACUUCACGCUGGAUCCGGUGAACUACCCGUCCAAGCAGCUCCGGCCAUUCGUGGACCGGCUCCACAACAAUGGCCAGAAAUACGUGGUCACCGUACACCCGGCUAUCAAACGGCAAGCAGCACCUCACGAGGACUUGUUCCUCAAGCGAAACGGCGCCAACCUGGUAGGCGAGGCGUGGCCAGGCGAGGUCUACUUCCUGGACUUCAUGAGCCCACGUAGCACCCAGUACUGGGCACGAAAGAUCUCUGAGUUUCGGCGGACCAUCCCUGUGGAUGGGCUCUGGUGCGACAUUAACGAGCCCUCCAACUUCAAGCAGUGGCAGCCUCUCAAUCAGUUGGACGACCCGCCCUACCGCAUCAACAACUCCGGCUUCCACCUUCCCAUCAACUACAGGACUGUGCCGGUCUCAACGGUGCACUACAACGGCGUGUCCGAGUACGACGCGCACAAUCUCUUCGGCCUCCUCCAGGCGCAGGCCACGCACGCCGGGCUGCUCAGGGACACCACACGCCGCCCCUUCGUGCUCAGCCGCUCUACCUUUGUCGGCUCCGGCCGUUACGCCGCGCACUGGGCCGGCAACAAUGUCGCGCGGUGGGACGAGCUUGCGCAAUCCAUCAACACCAUCCUCAACUUUGGCCUCUUCGGCAUCCCAAUGAUGGGCGCCGACAUCUGUGGCUUCAACGGCAACACCACCCAGGAGCUCUGCAGCCGCUGGAUUCAGCUUGGCGCAUUCUACCCGUUCGCCAGGGCCCAUGCAGAGAAGACAACCCUCCGGCGAGAGCUCUAUGUGUGGGAGCCGACGGCACGGUCGGCGAGGAAAGCAUUGGGGAUGCGCUAUCGGCUACUGCCCUACAUGUACACGCUAAUGUACGAGGCGCACAUGACGGGGGCGCCCAUCGCGCGGCCACUCUUCUUCUCCUACCCGCAGGAUGCCGACACCUAUGGCGUGGACAGGCAGUUCAUGCUAGGCCGCGGCGUGCUUGUCUCUCCGGUGCUACAGCCCGGCGCCACCACCGUGGACGCCUAUUUCCCGGCCGGCCGGUGGUUCAGUCUUUACGACUACUCCCUCGCCUACACCAUGAAGGUCGGCAAGCGCGUGACCCUCCCGGCGCCAGCGGACUUGGCAAACGCGCACCUGGCCGGCGGCAACAUCCUACUACUGCAGCAUGCCGACCUCACCACGUCCGCUGCACGCCAAAGCGAGUUCCACCUCCUUGUGGCGCUCGCGGAGAAUGGGACGGCCAGUGGGGAGCUGUUCUUGGAUGACGGCGACUCGCCGGAGAUGGGCGCUGUGGGAGGCAGUUGGACCCUGGUGAGAUUCAGCUGCGACAGGGAGGAAAGCAAAGGCAUGGUCACCACCAAGGUGAGUUCACAUGUGGUUCAGAACUCAUACGCGCCGAGUCGGGCGCAGGUCAUCGGCAAGGUGGUCUUCAUGGGGCUGCCGUCCGCACCAAAGAGCUUCGCUAUCUAUGUAAACAGCGUGCAGCUCAAGGCAGCCCGCACCAAGUCCCGGACGAGUGGAGUCUUCAGCGUCAGUGGCCUGUCGCUGGCAAUCGGACAGAAGUUUGAGAUAAAGCUUGUCAUGUCCCAUUAGUAUCGACACCAAUUGUGUAGUACAAAUUUUUAUCGGAAUAAAUAAAAGUUGAAUAUUGAUCUAGAGUGAUCUAUUGUUUAAUGUUUAAUCAUUUGAUCUAGGGUUUUAAAAAUGUCUUAACAGGUU
Molecule: messenger RNA, 2729 nt
Organism: Triticum dicoccoides
Lineage: Eukaryota; Viridiplantae; Streptophyta; Magnoliopsida; Poales; Poaceae
Product: probable alpha-glucosidase Os06g0675700
Exons: 4
Coding region: 12-2603 (863 amino acids)
Biological process (GO): carbohydrate metabolic process
Molecular function (GO): carbohydrate binding; hydrolase activity, hydrolyzing O-glycosyl compounds
Source: RefSeq, a predicted model, not a curated record